AAAUCCUGCAGGAAUUCAAGAGGAUUUUGGUUCUAUGUUCAGGGAUCCUGCAGGGUUUUUUGUGAGGGUUAUUUGAAUUUAAAUUCCUAACAGCAUUUCCUAAAACAGAUAUAUAAAAAAUGUACUGUAUUUACUUUAAAUGAAGUAUGUAGGCACAGGUAUGCACGAAAUGCGUCAGUCCAUGGUCACAUGUAAACAAACCAAUGGCGUCAUCAUCGUGCGCCCAUGUCAUUAAACCGGAUGCUUGUUUUUAACCAUUAGUUUUUACGCUGUAUUUGUGUAAAUAACAUUGAGUUUUACAGUGUUAUCUGCAACAAAUGUUGUGAUUUAGCACUCCGCAACGUUUGUAAAUUACAAUGUAAAAAUCUGAGAAAUAAUGUUUACACAUCAGUAAUUAAAUAGUCCGCCGAUUUAAAUCGCAGCAGUUAAAUAGCUAAAACAGGAUAAGAAAGGUUUAGUGUGUUGACCACAUAAAUCCAGUGCACCAUGGGUGCUGAACAGAGUGGAGAUGCUGAACACAAGCAUUCAGACUUCAAUACUUCAGUUGUACCUUCUCCAGCAAAGCAAAGAGCCAAAAUGGAUGACAUAGUGGUUGUGGCUCAAGGAACACAGUCAUUACGGAACAUCCAUAAUGAUCCAGAUGUCAUAAAGCUACAAGAAAUUCCCACCUUUCAGCCUCUUCUUAAAGGUGUACUCAGUGGGCAAACAUCCCCCAGCACUGUUUGUUUAGAAAAGCUAGAUUCUGCACAGGUACUACAGCUGUGUGUCCGAUAUCAAGAUCAUUUACACCAGUGUGCAGAGGCUGUCGCCUUUGACCAGAACGCUCUGGUCAAGAGGGUCAAAGAGAUGGAUCUUUCCGUGGAGGCACUUUUCAGCAUCAUGCAGGAGAGACAAAAACGUUACGCCAAGUAUGCCGAACAGAUCCAAAAGGUCAAUGAGAUGUCCAUGAUUCUGAGACGCAUCCAGAUGGGCAUUGACCAAACGAUACCACUGAUGGAGCGUCUCAACAACCUUCUACCUGAAAGUGAGCGUCUGGAGCCCUUCAGCAUGAAGCCUGAUGGAGACAUUAAAUAGCGUCCAGCAUCACAUGGAGCCAUGCUAACAAAGUGGCGUUGUACAGAAUGACUGGUGCUUUGGUCUUUUUCGUUUUGGACUCUGAGAAGCUUGCUGUCUGGAUCUAGCCAUAAAAACGUUAUGUGUUACAUAUUGUAAAAAAAUGUCAAAAUGGUAAAGGCAUGUAUGUGUACAUAUCUACCUGUUAGUCUUAAAAUAGUGCUUUUAAAGCACGAUAACAUAUAGUUUUGCCUAAUUUAAAACCAAAUUUAAUUAGAAAGAAUGAUUCACUAAUAAUAUGAUGCUCUUGCACUUUAGAGGUCAUUGCUAAAGUUACUGGCAUUAAAUUGUUUUUUUUUACACUUUCUGUCUUUACAGCUGUUUUAUUUUUAGUAACACUAGGGAAGAGCAACACACAAGUAAUAUUGUGUUUAAACUAAAGUAAUAACAUCUGACGUUGGGUCAUAACCUACAAGUGAUGACAAUUGCAUAAUUGAUCAUUUAUUCAUCUUAACAUUGGCCUCAC
Molecule: messenger RNA, 1579 nt
Organism: Triplophysa rosa
Lineage: Eukaryota; Metazoa; Chordata; Actinopteri; Cypriniformes; Nemacheilidae
Gene: borcs5
Product: BLOC-1 related complex subunit 5
Exons: 5
Coding region: 487-1074 (195 amino acids)
Biological process (GO): organelle transport along microtubule; positive regulation of anterograde synaptic vesicle transport; lysosome localization
Cellular component (GO): synaptic vesicle membrane; cytoplasmic side of lysosomal membrane; BORC complex
Source: RefSeq, a predicted model, not a curated record